Messenger RNA from Salvelinus sp. IW2-2015, 1019 nucleotides. The record is from RefSeq and is a predicted model, not a curated record. NCBI's taxonomy places the organism in Eukaryota, Metazoa, Chordata, Actinopteri, Salmoniformes, Salmonidae.
CGUGUCAGUGUUGGGCACACAGGACGGUUGAAGGUGUUCUGAGGCAAUAUACUGUGAUGAGUGUCUGUGCCUUAAAGGGGUCAUCAGUGGACAUGCGCUGUCCUAUUCCCAGUGUGACCCAAGUCACAAAGAUAGUCUGGUAUAACAAAGAGUUGAAUGGUAAGACUUAUGAUCUGAGAAGGGACCCUAAUUAUGAAGGUCGUGUGGAGUACCAUGGAACUACAGAGAAGGACUGCAUCCUGAGAAUCACAGACCUGAGACAGAGUGACAUAGCAACAUAUUACUUCAGAUAUAAAACAAGCCAGUACUCAGAAUGGACAUAUUCAUAUGGAUUCACUCUCAGUCUCACAGAUCUAAACGUGGAGAGGAUAUAUGACAACAAACUGACCUGUAAAACCACCUGUACUCUGACUGGUAACCCCACAUACAUCUGGUACAAGAAUGGACAACAUCUAGAUGAGAGCACCUCUCCCCAGUACAAAGACUCAGUCUCCAGUAACUAUGAAGACAGUUACUCCUGUGCUGUAAAAGGCCAUGAGGAUCUCCUCUCUCCUGCAGUGUGUGCUCAGGGUCACAACUGCUGGAGGGUGACUUACACCAAGAGGAGAAUCUGUGUGUUGAAGGGCUCCACAGUGGACAUAUCCUGCUCUUACACUCAUCCCACUAGUUAUAUAGAACAAGGUUCAUUCUGGUUUACACAGAAACACCCUGUAGAUCUCAGUUCAUAUCCAGAGUAUGCAGGUCGUGUGGAGUACAAUAGAAACACAGAGGACCACCACACCAUGACAAUAACACACCUGACAGAGAAGGACUCGGCUGAACACAAAUUCAGAUUACGAACAACAAAUAAGGGGAGAUUUUCUGGCCUUCCUGGUGUGAUGUUGACUGUCACAGAUAUCCUGUUGGAGAUGGAUCCUACGUCUGUGUCAGAGGGGGAGAGAGUCACACUGAGAUGUAGAACCAAUGUACAGUCGGCUCUCAAACCCACUAACAUCUGGUACGAAACAGACAACGUCUAA